UAAGUUUGCUUUAAAAAAAAUACACUGAGGUGAAUUUAAGACUGAAGUCCUCCUUUAAAUUGAGUCAUUGAUAAUAGAUAAAGUUUCAUCAAACACACCAGGGACGUACAUGUAGUAGGCCUACCUGUCGUGUCAGAUUAGGCCUAACGUAUAAGUAAGAGGACCAGGCAAUGAAUACUGAAUAAUGAUUUCGAGAAAUUGCAAUGAUUGUUAGAUUUUUAAAGAGGACACUCUUUGCAUACCCACGCACACCUACUUUACUCGUUAAAAAGAUGGGGGAUGCCAAGGUUAGAGCUCUAUGUGAUGAAUUCUGGGAAUGGAGAAUGCGCCAGAGUCCUGUGUUUGCCUCAUACUGUGGAGAUCAGAGAUAUUCUCAUUUGUUGGAUGAUAUCGAACCAGACGCCUUCCUUGAGUUUGAGAAAGAUGUAUCCAAGCUUUUAAAGAAAGCAGAUGACAUUCAGGUAAAGGAUUUAUCAAAACCUGCCAGAAAUGAACUCUUACUUGUGAAGGACCAGAUGCAGACAUUUUUGGCUGGAAUGAAGCACAAGGGUUGGUAUUUUCCAAUCAACUUUAUGGAUGGCUUGCAUGCAGAUAUUCCUAAAGUUAUGAGUAUGUGUCCAACCAGGACAGAGGAAGACUUCAGAAAUCUGAAUAUAAGAAUUGAAGGUUAUGGACAAAAAGCAAAGUCUUGUAUACAGAUUUUGAAGGAGGGAGUGAAAAAUGGAUAUGUUUGCCAUCUGUACUCAAUAGAGGGAGUGCCAGAUCAGAUCUAUAACAUGAUCAGUGCUGAGCUUAGUCCAGAAAAAGAUGCCUUUCUUUCUCCAUACAAAAAGGUCCCUGCAGGAUCCAUAGAAACUUCUAUAAAAGAUAAACUUUUAGCAGAAGCAAAGGAGACUGUCCAAAAGGUUGUGAAACCAGCAUUUAAAGAACUGGCUGAAUAUAUAGAAAAUGAUUAUAUGAAGCACACGCGCUCUGAUAUAGCUGCUUCCUCUCUUCCUAAUGGCCAGGAGCUGUAUCAGGCAUGUCUGGAUUUUCAUCUUUCUCUGUCAAUGACUCCAAAGGAAGUCUUUGACAUUGGUAAGGAGGAGGUAGAAAGAAUCACAAAGGCGAUGAAGAAGAUUACCCAGGAGGAAGGCUUUGGAACAGACAUUAAGAAGUUUAAAGAAGAUAUUUUCAAAAGAGAUGAGUUCCACUUUAAAACCCCUGAAGAGCUAAUAGAUUAUGUAAAGCAGAUAUGUUUUGAGAAAAUUCAACCAAAGUUACCUCUUUUAUUUAAGGAAUUCCCAAGCUCAAAAUUGAAAAUUGAGCCUUCUCCGCCCCUGAUGGAUGGUGGUGCAUUGGCAUUCUACUUCAGUGGGUCCCCUGAUGGCAGUCGACCUGGUGUGUACUAUAUCAGUACAUCUAACUUACCAGGAAGUCCAAAAUAUGAACUAUCAGCUUUGUCUUUACACGAAGGAGAACCUGGGCAUCAUUUCCAGGGAAUGACUUCCAUGGAAAUGAAAGAUAUCCAUCAAUUCAGAAGAGCACACGAGGACCUGCACUAUGCUUGGGUCCCUUCCAGAUUUCCACUGUAUACUGCAUAUUUGGAGGGUUGGGGACUGUACUGUGAGUAUUUGGGAGAAGAACUUGGUUUAUAUGAAGAUAACUACACUUUGUUUGGAAGGUACUGUUUUGAGAUUUUGAGAGCUGUUCGUCUAGUUGUGGAUACAGGGAUCCAUGCCUUUGGAUGGACUUUUGAGGAGGCCCUGAAUUACAUGAAAGAGAAAAUCUUCAUGGAUGCCAAAAGUUUGGAGAAGGAAUGUAAAAGAUAUGUUACUUUACCAGGACAAGCAUGUGCCUAUAAAAUUGGUGAAAUCAAACUUAAGCAGUUGAGACAGAAAGCCAGUCAAGCAUUAGGAGAACGAUUUGAUGUUAGAGAAUUCCACUCUGUGGUCUUGAGAUGUGGGGCAGUGCCACUUAAUUUUCUGGAGCAAAAGGUUGAUGAGUACAUCAAGGAAACACUGGUGACUUAAGCAUCUUUAGAAAAUGGAUGCUUAAAAUAUGAUAAUCAGACUUUUUUCUUCAACAUGAAAACAUUUACUUCUCAAAUCUCUUCUGUUUUUUCUACUUGUUCUGAUUCCACAUUUAAUAUUGACAUCUAAAUUCAAAAUUAUCUGUUCUCAUAUCUGUGGAAUUUCUUUUUAAAAAAUAUGAUUUAACUCUGAAGUUGUGAAGAGAUAAACAAUUCCACACUGUUUGAAGUAGGAACAAAUUUUUAUUUCAAAUUAAGCUAAACAGGCAGAAUUAAUAAUAUAUAGUACUUUGUCAGAUUAAAAUUCUAUGUAUGCAUCAUUCGAAGAUUUUCCUAUCUUAUGUGUUUGAUAUUUGUUAUAUCGUUAUGUCAAUGGUGUGUACAGAAUGAUUUUGAAAUGUUUAAUUGCCUAGGUAUAUUACAUUUAAGGACAGAUGAUACAAACAACUUUUAUCAAAAAUCCUGAAAAUAACAACAUAAGUUAUAUUUAUAUGAGUAAAAUGAAUAAGUUUAACCGCUCAGAUUUUAAUUUUUCAUUCAAGGUUUCACAAUUAGGGGAUUUUAAGUGACAAAAAUUGUAUAGAUUAAUAAGGAUGGCUGCAGAAAGGUUGGAUUUUGGACAUCAUAGAAGGUUUACAAAUUCUUAAUAUUUUAGAAAUUUAUUAGUCACCUCAUUUACAACCAAAAUAGGUAAAAAAAUUAUACCAAUCCAGGCAUUCAUAUUUUGUUUGUAUCAUCUGUCCUUAAAGACAUAUAAAUCUAUCCUGAAUAAAGGUCUUAUUAUUUCA
Messenger RNA from Saccostrea echinata, 2799 nucleotides. RefSeq lists its product as uncharacterized. The transcript is spliced from 15 exons. Bases 204 to 2012 code for a protein of 602 amino acids. The record is from RefSeq and is a predicted model, not a curated record. NCBI's taxonomy places the organism in Eukaryota, Metazoa, Mollusca, Bivalvia, Ostreida, Ostreidae.